Messenger RNA from Didymosphaeria variabile, 1941 nucleotides. RefSeq lists its product as uncharacterized. Gene Ontology annotation, biological process: transmembrane transport. The record is from RefSeq and is a predicted model, not a curated record. The coding region runs from base 1 to 1941 and encodes 646 amino acids. Gene Ontology annotation, cellular component: membrane. NCBI's taxonomy places the organism in Eukaryota, Fungi, Ascomycota, Dothideomycetes, Pleosporales, Didymosphaeriaceae. The transcript has a single exon. Gene Ontology annotation, molecular function: ATP binding; ATP hydrolysis activity; ABC-type transporter activity.
AUGUUGUCCCAUAUUUGGAGAUCGCCGGGAGACGGCACAGGAGAGACCAAUCCCCUCCUCGAGGCAGCACUCCUUUCAACUACCGAGAUCGAUCACCCAAAUCUGAAGGCAGACGAAUGCAGCACCGACAGCGAUGACGAGAGUGAUGGCGACAACCAAGAAGUGAAGGAUGCCCGGAACGAACGCCUUCGUGAAACUGGAGGCUGGCUUGGGUAUCUGAAGGACUUCACCAUUUUCCUACCCUACGUGAUACCUCGCGGAGACAUCAAAGUAUUAUCAUGCUUGAUCGUUUGCAUCAUCACCCUUCUCCUGGAGCGCAUUCUCCAAGUUGCUAUUCCACACACGCUCGGUCUCGUCGCUGAUGGAGUUGCAUCUGGAGCUGCGCCCAUCCGGGAGUUACUCAUCUACUUCGCGCUUGAUAUCAUUCACGGCGAGUCGGGCAUAGGCUUCCUCCAGGACCUGUCGAAAAUACCUAUCAAGCAGUUCUCGUACAAAAAGCUUACGAAUGCUGCUUUUAACCAUGUUAUGGCCCAAUCCAUCGAUUUCCAUUCAACCCGAGACGUGGCCGAAGUCAUGAAGGCUAUUGAGCAAGGCGAAGCACUUGGCAACGUUGUCGAAACGAUAGUCAUCGAUAUCGCCCCCACCGUGAUCGACGUUAUCGUUGCUUGUGUUAUCUUUUAUCAAAGGUUCGACUCCUCUGUGGCUAUGGUCCUGCUUGGUGCAUCCAUUGUAUACCUUGCCGCAGAAACGUCAUCGUCGCGACUGACGACUGGCGACCGAAGAAAUCUGACACGAGCGGAACGUUUGGAAACGCGAAAGAUGCAUCAAGCCGUCCAGGGAUGGCAGACCGUAACUUAUUUCAACCAGUUCCAGCGCGAGGCUUGGUCAUUUUCGAGCGCAGUUGCUGAACACAUGAUGGCAAAGACGCGCUACGAGGCGCGUCAAGCGGUUGUCAAAGCUCUCGUGGAGCUUAUAGUGCCAGUCACGUUCUUCUCACUUGCUUAUUUGGUCCUUCAACUCAUAGCUGCGGGAAAGGCGCGGCCGGGAGACUUUGUCUUCUUCCUCACGUACUGGGAUUCCAUCAUCUAUCCUCUGAAAUUCCUAACAAACCAUGUACGAUGGCUAGUUGGUGACUUCGUCGAUGCUGAACGGCUGCUCUUGCUUCUGAAGACUCAACCUUCCGUUGUAGAGGCCACUGACGCUUAUCCACUCGCGGUUCGCGAAAGCAAGGUUCAAUUCGACCAGGUAUCCUUCUCGUACGAGGAGGGCCGCUGCGCACUUCGCAACAUCUCAUACACUGCCCCGCCCAGCCAAACAGUUGCGCUUGUUGGUCAGACUGGCGCGGGCAAGUCCUCAAUCCUGAAGUUGCUGUUGCGAUUACACGACGUUACAGCCGGCAGGAUAACAAUUUCGGGCCAGGAUAUUCGCGAUAUCACACUCAGCUCACUUCGUGACGCUGUAAGCGUUGUGCCUCAGACUCCAAUGUUUUUUAACACCUCGAUUUUGGAGAACGUCCGCUACGCCCGCAGUACAGCAACCGACAAAGAGGUACAUGAAGCCUGCGAGGCAGCGGCAAUGCACGACACUAUCAUGCGCUAUCCGGAUGGUUAUAACACACAAGUUGGCGAGCGUGGUGUUAAGCUGUCUGGUGGCGAAGCGCAAAGACUUGCGAUAGCGCGCGCGCUGUUAAAGGAUGCCCCGAUUGUGUUACUAGACGAGGCGACGAGUGCUGUCGACACAGUAACAGAAUCGAAGGUUAAGAUUGCGCUUCGAAAGUUGAGAAAGGGGAGGAUUGUCAUCGUGAUCGCGCAUCGAUUGAGCACUAUCGUGGAUGCGGAUAUGAUUCUGGUGUUACAUGAAGGCGAGAUUGUGGAGAGAGGCCAACACAAUGAACUGUGCGAGAAGAAGGGGAGAUAUUGGGAACUGUGGGAACGGUCAUAG